Molecule: messenger RNA, 390 nt
Organism: Guillardia theta CCMP2712
Lineage: Eukaryota; Cryptophyceae; Pyrenomonadales; Geminigeraceae
Exons: 1
Coding region: 1-390 (129 amino acids)
Source: RefSeq, a predicted model, not a curated record
AUGACAGCGGUUGGAUCCGAGAACCUUGGCGAAGUGCAUCUGGAUGAGGCGGUGGAGGAUGCAUCAUCGGUCAAGCCAGAAGUCAUCUCGAAGAAAGAUGAGCGGCUGCUCUCCGAGGAGGAUAGGAAGCUUGCAAGGAAGAACCGAAAGCUGGCGGCGAAGGAGCAGAAGCAGGCGAAGCGGCAGAGCGGCAGGAAGAGCUGCGAGCGAUGCGAGAAGCAGGAGUGCGAGGUUCUGAUCCGGUGCAGCUGCAAGGAGUGGCAGGGCUGGAGGCUCGUGUGCGGGAAGUGCUGGAAGGAUGUGAGUGGCGGAGUACCUGACGGGGACCUGGACCACCCGGACUACAGGUAUGGAGGGUUGUGGAGGUACCGCAAAGGGGAGAGCGCGUGA